Molecule: messenger RNA, 1137 nt
Organism: Liolophura sinensis
Lineage: Eukaryota; Metazoa; Mollusca; Polyplacophora; Chitonida; Chitonidae
Product: lysophosphatidic acid receptor 6-like
Exons: 1
Coding region: 1-1137 (378 amino acids)
Biological process (GO): G protein-coupled receptor signaling pathway
Cellular component (GO): plasma membrane
Molecular function (GO): G protein-coupled receptor activity
Source: RefSeq, a predicted model, not a curated record
AUGGAGGAUUCUACAACUGGUUUUAAUGUCAACGACACUACCACACCAAGGUUACGGGGAGCGGAGGAAUAUCACCUGCAUAAAAUAGCCCAGUGGCUGGACGAUUACUCCACGUACAUCCUCACAGCUCUGGCAGUUGUUCUCAAUUCCGCAGCUUUCAUCACCAUCUGUUCAAUGAAGCCUUUGACGUCAACACCCAUCUACAUCGCCGCGCUAGCCGUCGUCGAUACGCUCUGUCUCGUUUUCAAACUUCUGACCACUCGGCUUGUCAGAGUGGAGAGCAUUCCAGAGGAAUUAGCGUGUGGCGUUCUUCUUUGUUUGUUUUUCUUUGUGCAGUUUUUGUCGAGUUUUCUUAUUGUGACGAUAUCAGUGGAGAGAUUCGUCGCCGUCUGGUUUCCCUUUAAAGUCAAUCGUGUUUUCACCCGCAAGGUGGCUCUGGGCUCCAUCUUAGGGCUGUCCAUUGGAAUACUUCCUCUUAGCGCUUGGAGUAUCUGGUUUUAUGAGCGCUUUUACGACGACCACUGGGGGAUAGUCUGUGUAGUGAAGCUCAGACAUGUAAUUGUUUUUAGUGUCUUCAGGAAAAUCCAUCCAUUAAUUUAUAUGGUUAUUCCUUUCAUAGUGGUUCUCAUUCUGAACGUAAGCAUUAUAGUAGGCUUGCGCAAAGCUGUCAACGGAAAUUUGACGACUGGAAAUGGAGCGUUACUGCGGUUCAGAGUCAGCCGACGGCUCAGCGUUAUGCUGGUCGUUACAUCAAUCGCCUUUCUUGUUCUAGAGUUACCUAUGGUGUGCAUAGGUUUAUUUAAAUAUUUUGAGAAGGAAGACACCUCGAGUUUCGUAAAGAGUUACUUCUUUGUGGAAGUGGCACAGACCUUGGAGGACACGAACCACGCUGUGAAUUUCAUUCUUUAUUUUCUAGCCGGUGAAAAAUUCCGUAAGUUGUUUUUGAGCAUGGUGUCGUUGCGGUUUUGCAAGGCUUCUGCAGUGCCAGAUAACACACCGCUUUCGGUACAUACUUCCGAGAGGGUCCUGCAUAGGACGGAGCUGUACUCUAUGAUUAAUCAUCGUCAGUCAACGGUAUCUGCGAACAACUCACAGCGUGACUCUAAAGUGGACACCAGUGUGAAACUUUGUUCUUAA